Pediculus humanus corporis (human body louse) is the source of this 2562-nucleotide messenger RNA. Its product is annotated as sidestep protein, putative. Lineage: Eukaryota; Metazoa; Arthropoda; Insecta; Psocodea; Pediculidae. Gene Ontology annotation, molecular function: protein binding. Bases 1 to 2562 code for a protein of 853 amino acids. The record is from RefSeq and is a predicted model, not a curated record. The transcript is spliced from 13 exons.
AUGGAUAAUUACGAGGAGGGAGAAAUGAAUUCGGAAACAGAAGAUUUGCCACCCACACCUUCCGAACUUGUUAUUUUGGCUAUAAACAAUUUGGAAAAUUCAAGUUCAACCACAGAUGACAUAAUUAAUUUCAUUUCUAGAAUAUUAAAUUUAAAUCCGUUGGAAAUAUCAACGAGAGUUCAAAGGGCAUUAAAUAGAUCUAUGGCACACGGAUUGAUAACUAAAAAAGAAACACAUUAUAAAUUACAAACUAUAAAAAACAAAGAAGAUGGCGGAGAUGAUUCGACGAGGGAUUUUUUUUUCGAAUCCACAUCGUCGUCUUUACCCGUUUCGAAUAAUAUUAAUAAUAAUAAUACCGCGGUUCCAAUAUAUCACGUGACGGCUGUUCAAGGGGAUCCCGUUUACAUGCCCUGUAAUAUAUCAACAUCAGAAGAAGGAGAUGCUGUGGUCAUUGUUUUGUGGUACAGAGAAGAUUUAGGAACUCCGAUUUACACAAUAGAUACAAGAGAUCGGUCCAUUCUUCAAGCUGAUAGAUGGUCUGCAGACAAUGGAUUUGCCAAUAGAGCCUAUUUCAUGCCUGAAAAACUUCCUGCCGAAUUAGGUGUAGAUCACGUGAGAGAAUCUGAUUCUGGUAUAUAUAGAUGUCGAGUUGAUUUUCGUAAGGCUCAAACUCGUAAUACAAAAGUAAAUUUAACUGUCAUCGUUCCACCGCAAAAAAUAGUCAUAUUGGAUGAAAAUGAUGCGGUUAAAACAUCAACGGUCGGUCCGUAUUUGGAAGGAAACGAUUUGAAUUUAAAAUGUGACGUACAUGAUGGAAAACCUAAACCUACGGUGAAUUGGUACAGGGGAAAAAUAAAAUUAGGAAAAAUGAUUUCUUAUACAUCCGGUACGAAAAUCCGAUCGGAAAUAAUAAUAAAAAAUUUACAAAGGAAAGAUUUAAAUUCUCAACUCACGUGCGUUGCAACAAACAACAACAAAACGCAACCGUUAACAACAACCGUCCACAUCGACAUGAAUUUUCCACCGUUAAACGUUGAAAUAUUGGGUUCCAUGCAACCUUUGUCUGCUGGAAGACGAUACGAUUUACUUUGUCAAUCAUCCGGUUCGAGACCACCGGCAACUAUAACAUGGUGGAUAAACGGUCAAAGGUUGGAUAAAGCAAAAGAAACGAUAUCGGAGGAUGGAAACACGACGACGAGUACCUUAUCAUUUGUUGCUUCGAAAACUGAUGCUGAUAAGUACUUAUCAUGUCGUUCGGAAAAUUCACUCAUAAUGGGCGAAGAAUUAGAAAGUACCUGGAAAUUAAAAAUACAAUAUCUUCCAGAAUGUCGUAUCGAAUUAGGUAAAUCAUUAAAUAAAAAUACGAUUCGAGAAGGUUCCGAUGUUUAUUUCGAUUGUUUCAUAACAGCCGAACCAUCAGUUUAUAAAGUCGAAUGGAAACAUAACGGUCGACAACUUAAUCAUAACAUUGCAAGAGGUAUAAUAAUAAGCAAUCAAUCUUUGGUACUUCAAAGUGUUAGUCGUUCAAGCGGUGGAAAUUAUUCUUGUUUGGGUUAUAAUUCGGAAGGAGAAAGCGAAAGCGAUCCUUUUGAUUUAAAUAUAUUAUAUGCUCCUACGUGUAAACCAAAUCAAAUAAGAGUUCACGGUAUUGCGAAAUCCGAAAAGGCGAGCAUUUCUUGCGCAGUAGAAGCUAAUCCGUCUGACGUGACAUUUAGAUGGUUGUUUAAUAAUUCUGCGGAAAGUAUCGACGUGGCAUCGUCACACAUAACAAAAUCCGGAACACUUUCAAUUGUUUCAUAUACUCCGAGAACGGAAAUGGAUUAUGGCACGCUUCUUUGUUGGGCUAAAAAUUCAAUCGGCGACCAAAAAGUUCCCUGUGUCUUCCAUAUAAUUGCGGCGGGUCGGCCGGAUUCAGUGAGCAACUGUUCAGUUUUUAACAUUUCAUUGGCAUCGUUUUUAAUUAAAUGCACGGAAGGUUUCAACGGUGGCCUACCGCAAUCCUUUCUUUUAGAAGUAUUAAAAACGACAACUCAAGAAAUAACAAUAAAUACAACAUCUCCAGUUCCAAGAUUUAUAGUUGAAAAUUUAGAAUCUGGAAUACAAUAUCACGUGUUAAUAUCCGCAUUUAACCCGAAAGGAAGAAGCGAACCAAUGGUUCUUCAAGCAUCAACGUUACGUUUACCAGAAAAACAAUUAACGUUGGAAAGAGAAAGUCAAAAAUCCGUUAUACAAAUGACUCCAUUAAUGACUGUUGUAUCGAUUAUCGGUGGUGCUUUUCUUUUGGUUGCCAUUGCCAUCGUUUUGGUACUUCGAAUUCAAUGUUACAGAGCGAGAAGAAGAAAAAAACAUAAAAUUUGUCAUCAAUCAAACGUAUCUCUUAAUUUUAAAUUAGAUCAAAAUGGACCAGGAGACAGCGACGAAAAAAAUCCCGACGUCAUACCUCUUUCAAACACGGACAAUGCAUAUCAACAAUCGAAACUCCUUCUCCUAAUAGAGGCCUCCUUACAGCUUCCUGUUCAGGUACGGAGUCAAAUAAUACACACGGGUACAACAACACAUUGA